AUGUUUAGAUAUUUAUACAAGGAUAAAAACCCUUUGGCAGGAUUAGUAAAAAGAUAGUACAUGUAUUAUAAAUGGGAAUAGCAGGGUUAUAUAUAGGCUCUUCUAGCCAGAACUAGAAUAAAUAAUUUAAAUGGUAUUUAAGAUCCCAUAGAUAAAGCUUAUGAAGAAGUUAAUCUUCUAGAAAUAGAUGAGCAUUACUAAUUAGCUAAGUCUGAUCAUGUUGAAUAAGUUUAUAAACAACUAAACGUUCUCAAUAAAUUAACUUUGGGAGAAUCAGAUAUAAUUUUAAAUAAAAAAUAUGAAGAGCUAUCAAAAAUGACAUAAAUUAUUGAUCCAGAUAAAUUUCCAAUUUUUUCGUUGAUAGAAACAAUUGAUACACAUGAAAUAGUAAGUAUAUGGGAUUAUAAAAGCAAAGACCUACUUCCUAAAAUUAAAAAAUAACUAGGGUUCACUUUAUAGGUCAAGGAUAGCUCGUUAGAACAUCAUUCUGCUGGUGAAGGAGUAUUCCUUAAUUGUGCAGAUGGUCUUUCUGUUAUUCCAACAGGUAGCUUUUUAGGUUUUUUAGGAGGUGUAGUGUAUGAUUCUUUAACAGAUUACAAUAAUUCUAAUUCAUCAGAUAAACUACCUGACACUUACAUUCAUAGAUUUGAUAAUACAGUCAUUGAUUUUGCUUAAAAAAUUCCAUAUCCAUUUAUUUAUGGUAAUUCAAUUAAAGAUUACAUCUUCUUAAUGAGCCAGAGAAAAGAAAGUGAAAAAGUCCAUAUAAAAGAAGUUCCUUCUAACUUUAUUAAUCCUUUUUCUAUCGGUCAUAAGAUUAAUCAUCCACCAAAAUUCUCCUCUCCUAAUGUUAUUUUCCUCGAUAUUUAUAUUCCCAUGCAUUUCUUUAGUGAAUCUUUUAUCAAGUUUUUCCCUUUCAUAAGAGCUGACUCUCCUAAGCAAUCCUCUUUGAUUUCAAAAAAAGAUAAAAUAGAUUAAAAUGUGGAUCAUUUUCAUGGCAUAGGUAUAUUUGCUUUAAGAGAUAUUUAUGAUGGCGAGGAGCUUUUUGUUGAUUAUUUUGAUUGCAAUUUUUAUGAUGUUGACAAUACUCCUGAUUGGCUAGUUCGUCCUCCUCCUUUAGAUCCUUAAUAUACAAAAUAAGAAUUUGAAUAUGGAUUUUCUAUGUUGGCUAAGUUAAUUGAUAGAUUUAUUUUAAGUAAACAACUUUCUGUUUAUGAGCAAUUUGCUAGAAAAGUAUCUCAUGAUCCUUCGAAAGAAGAUCUAGAAGAGAAAACAAAACUCUUAAAAAAUUAUCCUAAAUAAUUUAAGAAAUAUUUUUAAAAUUACGAAAACGAUGGAGUUGAAGAGGGUUACUUUGCAAAAAAGAUACAGUAAAAAUAAAAGCAGCAAAUUAAAAACAAAGACUGA
Molecule: messenger RNA, 1404 nt
Organism: Tetrahymena thermophila SB210
Lineage: Eukaryota; Ciliophora; Oligohymenophorea; Hymenostomatida; Tetrahymenidae
Exons: 2
Source: RefSeq, a predicted model, not a curated record